Anisakis simplex (herring worm) is the source of this 264-nucleotide messenger RNA. The record is from the annotation of a GenBank genome assembly. Lineage: Eukaryota; Metazoa; Nematoda; Chromadorea; Rhabditida; Anisakidae.
AUGACUGGACCAACCAGGCCAAAACUGGAUGCUGAAUAUUUGAAGACUGCUAAGGAGCAAUUUCUUGCGGUCGACUAUAACGAAAUCCAUGAACUUGAUGAAGCAGCUAAGAAGGAGGUAUUCGAGUCCGAAAUUGUUUGGAGGAAUGUCGCCGUGUUUGUUAUUCUGCAUGUACUAGCCGUUUUCGGCCUAUAUCACCUCAUUUUUACGGCCAAAUGGUUGACUGUUGGCUGGAGUGAGUUGAUGUCUUUAGUGCUUUUGUAA